Emericellopsis atlantica is the source of this 822-nucleotide messenger RNA. RefSeq names its product ubiquitin-conjugating enzyme E2. The transcript is spliced from 2 exons. Gene Ontology annotation, cellular component: endoplasmic reticulum; cytosol. The record is from RefSeq and is a predicted model, not a curated record. Lineage: Eukaryota; Fungi; Ascomycota; Sordariomycetes; Hypocreales; Bionectriaceae. Bases 213 to 743 code for a protein of 176 amino acids.
GCAGAGCUCAAGGCUGCGGAACAGAAAUGCCCCGCGCGCCACUUCUCCAACGCAGCCCACCUCCAUCACAUCACAUGGACCCUGGCAGAACAACCCUUCCAUUCACCUGACUGGCGUGAAUUUUGCUCUCGGGGCAGCUCCAGUCUCCUACCCCCAGCAGCCUGAUCAUUGUACAAUACAAACGCCCGCAAAUUAGCUCACCAACCGUCACCAUGAGCACCGUCACAGGCGUAGCCGCCCUCCUCAGUCGCCAGCUCCGCGAAAUCCAAAAGUCAAAGGACCUUUCCGGCGUCUCGUGCGGUCUCAUCUCCGAUGCGAACAUGUUCGAGUGGGAGAUUAUGCUCAUGAUCUCGGACGACUGCAAAUACUACGGCGGAGGCAACUUUCGCGCUCGCCUCAGCUUCCCACCAGACUACCCACUCAUGCCGCCCUCGCUGACUUUCCAAAGUCCCGGCAUCCCAUUCCACCCGAAUGUCUACCCCGACGGCCGCCUGUGUAUCUCGAUCUUACACCCGCCCGAGGAGGACCAGUAUGGGUACGAGAAGGCGAGCGAGAGAUGGAGCCCCGUACAAACGCCCGAGACCAUCCUCGUCAGCGUGCUCAGUCUGUUCCACGACUUGAGCGACGAGAGCCCGGCGAACGUGGAGGCUGGCAAGCUACUGCGAGAAGAGAGGGAGGGCAAGCACAAGGAGUUCCGUAGAGCGGUACGGAAGUCUGUCAGGGAAAGCCUCGGGGAGGAUUGAAGGUUUCGACACGUGUUUAGCGCAGCGAUCUUUGUUACAUUUGGGUAUUUCAAGGGAAGAAGUCUUUCAUAGCGCCGCC